AUGCAGGCGUCGAGCAGCACGGCGGGAUACCACACGUCAUUUGCGUUUCGCCACGCUGCGGAGUUCAGGGACCCACAGGUGCGGGUCCACGGCUACACGGAGCCGUGUCUCACUCCCGCGCAGCACGCCGCCGUCAUUGCAGGUGUCUCUCUCACUUCGGCGUGCUUGAAGCGCCCUAUCGUCAAGCUGGAUGCGUUCUACUUUUUAAGCGAUGUGCCGGGGGAGUCGAACCGCAUCUACGCCUCGGACAAGCGGGCGCACUUCUUCCGCACGCUGUUUAGCAUGCGCUGGUUUACGGGCCAGCCAAUUCUCAGGAGCGCUGCGGAGUACAUACUGCUGCUCGCGCUCUUCACACGGCUGCGCGAGUGGCUGAAGCGGGCGGGCGGCGUAGCGGCGGGGCUUGCGGCUGGUGGGCUCACUGGCGUCGCGUACACGGCGCUGCGGCACCCGUAUGACGUGCUCUGCGCGACAGCGGAGGCGGCUGUUGGUCCCAAGAAGUUUGGUGGUGCUCGGGACGUGCUUCUGACGGCGCUACGUGAGAAGCCGUCAGUGCUGCUUGGCAUCUACCGUGGUGUGACGGUGGCGGCGUGUGGGCGGAUGAUGCAGUACGGUGCACAGUUCGGCGUCUACAAUGCAACGCGGUACGACGGGGUGUAUCACCACACAGCCCUCCUGUUCCUGUACUGUCAUUUCGGCGCGUUCCUCGGGCUUGUGCUGCAGUAUCCCUUCAUGUCUGUAAGGCACCAGCUGUACAUGCGCAAUCAGUUUACACGCGGUAAGCCGCACACGUUUCGUUCGUACAUCGCGGAGGUGCGGGUACGGCACGGCAUCACAAAGAUUUACGACGGCUUCUUCACCAGUCGGCCCAUUCUGAAUGCGGUUCCACCUGCCUUGAUGAUGACGCUGUAUGAUGUGUGUGUGCGGCGCUACACGGAGUACCUCCACCCGGAGCUGCAGAAGCUGCACGGAGAGGUGGAUCAGCCGCUCUAUAGUAGCCGCAAAGUACCUUACGCAGAGUCACUCCCGAAAUAUGAGUUUGAGCAAAAGUGA
This is a messenger RNA of Trypanosoma grayi, 1050 nucleotides long. RefSeq names its product solute carrier family 25 (mitochondrial adenine nucleotide translocator), member 4/5/6/31. Bases 1 to 1050 code for a protein of 349 amino acids. The record is from RefSeq and is a predicted model, not a curated record. The transcript has a single exon. NCBI's taxonomy places the organism in Eukaryota, Euglenozoa, Kinetoplastea, Trypanosomatida, Trypanosomatidae.